AUGGAGAAAAAAAGAUGGUUAUGGAAGCGGAAAUCUUCUGAGAAGAGCCCUGGUGAAACUGAAAGUUCAGAGUCUGCAUCGUCUCAUUCUGAGAGGCACUCUGAUGAACAGCAUGAGGCAUUGAAUGAAUCUCCUAUUGGACACAAUCAGUUACCUGAUCUCACCUCGAAAGCUGUGGCAAUUGCUGAAGAUGUUAACGAUAUGUCAUUUAUCAAUGCACAAUCACCCGAAGAUGGAGAUGUAACUGAUGGAUUGAGGAAUAUGUCAGAAAAGCUAUCUGCAGCGCUUGUGAAUGUCAGUGCCAAAGAAGACUUGGUUAAGCAACAUGCCAAAGUCGCUGAAGAAGCCAUUGCAGGCUGGGAAAAGGCUGAAAAUGAAGUGGCACGUUUAAAGAAGCAACUUGAGGCACUGUCUCUCAGAAAUUCAGCACUGGAAGAUCGAGUGACCCAUCUAGACGGUGCACUUAAGGAGUGUGUUAAGCAGCUAAGACAAACCAGAGAAGAGCAAGAGCUAAAUAUUCAUGAUGUUGUGCUAAAGAAAACGCACGAGUUGGAAUCAGCCAAAAUUAAACUUGAGAAUCAGCUCAUUGAACUCCAGAGCAAAUUAGAUGCUUCUAAUAAUAGAUCUCCUUUAUCAAUUGAUUUUGAUAUUUACCAUAAGGUCCAAUAUUUGGAGAAAGAGAACAUGGUUCUCAAGCAUGAGCUCCAAGCUCAAUCAGAAGAGUUGGAAAUCAGGACAAUAGAGAGAGAUUUAAGCACCCAAGCAGCUGAGACGGCCAGUAAGCAACAUUUGAAAAGCAUCAACAAAGUAGCCAAGCUUGAGGCUGAGUGCAGGAGAUUGAAAAGCAUGGCUUGUAGAGCUUCCUUACUUAAUGAUAAUAAAUCCAUUACAUCGUCCUCAUUUUGUGUUGAAUCUCUCACUGAUAGUCAAUCAGACAGUGGAGAGAAGCUUACUGCAGUGGAUAUUGAUAGCCGCAGGAAGAGUGACUCAGAACCAGACAAGUGUGAACCAAGUUGUUCUGACUCAUGGGCAUCUGCACUAAUUGCUGAGCUUGAUCAUUCUGUUAAAAUUGAUCUCAUGGAUGAUUUUCUUGAAAUGGAACGACUUGCUGCAUUGCCCGAGACUAAAAAUGGAAGCUUUAUCCAUGACUCAAGUUUUGUCAACGAAUGCAUUAGUGCAGACAGAACCCUCAGAGAUGACUUUGACAUUAUGAAUCAGCAAAUGGACGAAUUAAAAGAGAAGUUAGAUAAGGCUAAAUCAGAGAAAGCUGAACUGGAGAUAGCUUUGAUGAAAAGUGAGAAGUGCAUUGAGGCAUCACAACUUCAAAUGAAGGAGGCAGAAACGAAAUUGGAGGAGUUGCAAAGAGAGGUAGAAAAGGCCUACAAAUCAAAGCAAAUGUUAGAAAAUGAACUAAUGAGCAUGGAGGCCGAGGCUCAAUCAAUAACCGCAAAAGUUCACUUAUUAGAAGCAGAGGUUGAUAAGGAAAGGGCUAUGACAGUUGAAAUUGCAUUCAAGUGUAAGAAAUUGGAGGAAGAGCUAGGAAGCAAGAAGCAGGAAGAGAAACUCGGGUCAAUAGCUAGCUCAUACAAUGACAUGAAGAUAAAGCAGGAGGACCUAGCACUAGCUGCAGGAAAGCUUGUUGAGUGCCAGAAAACAGUAGUAUCUUUGGGGAAUCAAUUAAGUUCCCUAGCAACACUAGAAGAUUUUCUGAUUGACACUGUGAGCAUUCCAGAGUUCUGUGCAAGUCCAUCACUCAUUGCUAGAGUAGGUGGAGAGAUGUGGAAGUUGCAUUCAACUGACACAUUUUCACCUAAAAGUGAUUCCAGUUCUUCAAGGUCGGCUGAUGGGAGCUCUGUUCCACCCUUAAACAAAAACGAAAAAAGCUCACCACCUUCAUCAAUCAAUUUGCCAAAUCAUGUCAGUUCUGACAAGAGUGAAAAGGGCUUUGCAAAAUUUCUCUCUCAAACUGAGAGUGGGAUCCCGCUAGAAAUUUAG
Molecule: messenger RNA, 1995 nt
Organism: Gastrolobium bilobum
Lineage: Eukaryota; Viridiplantae; Streptophyta; Magnoliopsida; Fabales; Fabaceae
Product: filament-like plant protein
Exons: 6
Coding region: 1-1995 (664 amino acids)
Source: RefSeq, a predicted model, not a curated record